ACCCAAUCGUCACAUUCAAUUUCUCUUCCGUUUUUCUUAUCUUUAACAACAAACUAAACCGUACCAAUAUUCCAAUUCGUCAUUCUUUUUUUUCUGCAUUUACUUGCUUUCCUUCUGCCGGUUAGCUGUACUCUAACACUCAUUUUUUAUUCUUUCACUUUUUUGCGUCGGCACCGGCAUUUCGCUCCUUUCUCCCCGCCAAAUCGUAUUCACCGCAUGCUUUUUUCCAAUUGAGCGCGAUACCCCGAAUUCGAAAGGAAAAUUAUAGGAAAACAAAAUGCGCUUCUCAACUAUUCUCUCGGCAGCCGUAGCUACGGGCCCUAUUGUGGCGUCUGCCGCAGGACAACUGGGUUUCGCCCUGGGUAACAAGAAGGCGGACGGAUCUUGCAAGGAGGCGAGCGACUAUGUAGCUGACUUCGCUGCUCUGACGAAGGAGACAACCUCUAAGGUCGUCCGCAUCUAUGCUGCUUCCGACUGCGACGUCGCGAAGCUGAUCCUACCUGCUGCUAAGACAGCUGGUUUCAAGGUCGUUUUGGGCAUCUGGCCCGACACCGACGAAUCUUACAAGUCUGACAAGGCCGCCGUCGUCGAAUUCGCGCCCAAGUACAAGGACCAGGUCUACGCUAUCACCGUCGGCUCGGAGGCCAUGUACCGCGGCAACCUGACGGGACAGGAGCUGGUGUCCAAGAUCCAGGACGUCAAGUCGGCCGUGGGCAAGGGGUUCAAGGUGGGCACGGCGGACUCGUGGAACAAGUUCGCGGACGGGACGGGGGACGCGCUCGCGCAGUCGGGCAGCGUGGACAUCCUGCUGUGCAACGCCUUCUCGUACUGGCAGGGGCAGGUGCUGUCGAACGCGACGGGCUCGUUCUACGAUGACAUCUUCCAGGCGUUCGGACACAUCCAGGAGAAGGCGGGAAGCACGGACAAGAUCGAGCUCUGGGUCGGCGAGACCGGCUGGCCCACCGGCGGCGACAAGUACCAGAACGCCCAGCCCGGCGUUAAGCCCGCCUCCACCUUCUACAGCCAGGCCGUCUGCGGCAUGGUCGACUGGGGCUUCAACGUCUUCUUCUUCGAGGCCUUCGACGAGGCCUGGAAGCCCAAGGCCAUCGGCGACGACGGCUCCGUCGCCGACGAGACCUCUUGGGGCGCCAUGACCGCCGACCGGAAGGCCAAGUACAGCCUCAAGUGCUAAAAAACCCCCCGCUUCCCUUGUCCUGUUCUGCUAGUAGUUUGCUGGGGAUGCGAGAA
Messenger RNA from Daldinia caldariorum, 1248 nucleotides. Its product is annotated as glycoside hydrolase family 17 protein. Gene Ontology annotation, cellular component: cell surface; extracellular region; fungal-type cell wall. The record is from RefSeq and is a predicted model, not a curated record. Bases 278 to 1192 code for a protein of 304 amino acids. The transcript is spliced from 2 exons. Gene Ontology annotation, biological process: cell wall organization; carbohydrate metabolic process. NCBI's taxonomy places the organism in Eukaryota, Fungi, Ascomycota, Sordariomycetes, Xylariales, Hypoxylaceae. Gene Ontology annotation, molecular function: 1,3-beta-glucanosyltransferase activity; glucan endo-1,3-beta-D-glucosidase activity.